ACUGAGCUCAGUCCCUCCCUUCUCUGACUGCAAGACAGAAAUUCCAGCACACCUUCUCUCCUACACUUUCUACUCACUGCUCAGUCCCCAAACUGCUUGGGGCAUGGGCUAUCAUAUGUUUGGUGUGCACAGGGCACACUGCCCAUGGGGGCACUGAUCUUACCCAUCCCUCUCAGCUGUUAUGAACACACUUGUGCUAAUGGCAUGGGCAGUUCUGACCAAAUGGAGAUCCCCACAACAGUACAACCUGUGUCCAACCUCUGUCAGCCACGCAGCAAACACAGAGAUGAGAUGAGGUGAGAUAUGAUUUGACUACAGACACUCUGGGUAUUUGUGUGUGGUUGUCAUACAUGGGUACAAUCCCACACACUUGUAAUAACAGCUACCCCAAACCACAGCACAUUCACACACUUUUAUUGCCAGUUUUCCUAAGUCACUGAACCAGAGGGCAACUCCGGUUGGGAGGCACCUCCAGUGUUUAGGUGUCUCAUGGAGCGUUGAAUGUCCCUGAGGAUGGAGACCUACCUGCUCCAGCCAACCUGUUCCCAUAGCUGACCACCCUCACUGUAAAACAGUUUUCUCUCACACACAAAUGGAAUUCCCUGCAUUUCGGUUUGUGCCUAUCAUCUCCUGUCCUGACACAAUGACUGAUAAGCACAUCUUUGGUCUCACUGCCCGCCACUUCUCACUUCUCAGCUCCGCCCGCCCCCCUAGCCUGUUUCUCUCCUUCGGUGUCACCUCUCCUCAGCGCUGUCACCCCAGCUCGCACGUCCACGGGCCGCCACCCCGGGCAAAGGCGACCGUGGGGUGGCGGCCCGGCCGCGGAGGAGGAGGAGGAGGAGGCGGAGAGGCCCGGCGCGGCAGGAGGCGGGUUUCCCCGCCGCACCUGGCUGCAGUGCCGAGCACCGAAGCACAGCACCGAGCACCGAUAGCCGGCCGGCGCGGAGCAUGGCGCGGGAGCUGAGCCAGGAGGCUGUGCUGGACUUCCUCUGGGCGGCCGGGGGGCGAGCCCCCAACACGGCGCUGCUCCGCCACUUCCAGCGGUUCCUCCGCGACCCGGCGCUCACGGAGCAGCAGCGGCGGGAGCGCCGCGAGUAUUUCAAGAGCCUCGUCAACUCCUUGGCCACCGUCCACCCCGCCGCCGCCCCCGGCGCCUCCAAGGACAUCGUCCUCCGCCGCAGGUACCGCGACCUCCUCGAUGAGGAGCUGCCGCCGCCGGAGGAACAGCGGGAGCAGGAGGAGAAAAAGAAGGAGCCGCCGGCCCGACGCGACCCCGACGGGCGGCGCGGUCCCCGCGGGGAGCUGCCCCCAUCCCGAUCCUUGCCGCUGCUGUCCGCCCCGGAGGUGCCGCCCCUGUCCCGGUCCCUGCAGGCACUCCCUGCCAGCCCCUCCUCAUCGCCACGGCUGUUACCAGGCCCCGAGGCGCUCGCUUCCAGCAGGCUGCCCCCAUCGCAGUCCAGGUCCCUGCAGCAGCUCCCCACCAGGCCAUCCCCAGACUUACCCAGGGGAUCCAGGGGGCUGACCCCCAAGGGACCAACCCAACCUCAAGUCCUGCGGCUGCACCCGCGUCAAAGCCUGACACUGCCGUCAGAUACCGGGGUCCUGCCCCCCACCAAGUCCCCCCCACCCCAAUCCCUGCCACAAUCCGCCACUCUCCCAUCCCCACCCCGCUCCCUGCAGCCUCCCCUUGCCAGGUCACCCCCAUCCCAGUCCUUGCUGCCGGCGCAGGGCCCCGCAGUGUCCCAAGCCCCAGAGAGCCAGCCCCCAGCACCGCUGCCUGUUUUCCGGAGCAUCAGGUGCCAGCUGGCUUUGUCGGAGGGGCAGGGCACCCCCCCAUCACUGCCCGAUGACGGUGGGCGGCAGCCCCGCUCCAAGAGCUCCCCCAGGAACGCCUCAAGCCGGGGACCCUUGGUGCCGCUGGGACAGCGGGAGCACGCCUGGCUGGUGGCGAUGUCAGCGGGCCGCUGGGCUCAGGUGCGGGGGCUCUUUCUGGAAGAGCCUGAGCUGGCCCUGCAGAGGGACUUCAUAUCAGGCUUCACGGUCCUUCACUGGCUGGCCAAGCACGGCGACGGGCCGGGCUUGCAGGAGCUGGCAGCGGCGGCGCGGCAGGUCGGGCUGGCCCUGGACGUGGACGCCCGCUCGGGCUGCGGGUACACGCCGCUGCACCUGGCUGCCAUACACGGCCACCAGCUUGUCAUCAAGGUGCUGGUGCUGCAGCUGGGCUGCCAGGUGCAGGUGCGGGACGGCAGCGGGCGCCGGCCGUGGGAAUACCUGGGCAGCUCCACCUCGGGGGAGAUCUGGCAGCUGCUGGAGGCACCCCGCGGCACGAUCAUGUUCCCCACGCAGCCCCUGGCCCGCAGCGUGUCCUCUGUCAGCAAGGUCUCGCCGUCCAGCGGCAGGGCAGCACUGCCUGCCUGCCUCAGGGUACAGCUGGGCCGUGGGACAGUGUCCCACCAGUCCGGCAGUGACAGUGACUGACACAGCUCCCCGGCAUCCCCUGCCGGGAUGAGACCCCGCUGGCCACCCUGCGAGAGGAAGCCACACAGGCAGAGCAAAAGCUGUGAAACAGACUGAACCUAUUGAAGAAUGUACUUUUAAAUUAUUCCAAUGAA
Messenger RNA from Parus major (Great Tit), 2612 nucleotides. RefSeq names its product sosondowah ankyrin repeat domain family member B (gene SOWAHB). Lineage: Eukaryota; Metazoa; Chordata; Aves; Passeriformes; Paridae. Gene Ontology annotation, molecular function: protein binding. The transcript is spliced from 2 exons. The record is from RefSeq and is a predicted model, not a curated record. Bases 949 to 2478 code for a protein of 509 amino acids.